AUGGAGACAGGAACUUCAAGAAAGCUCAAAAAAUACAAGUCACGUGUUCCGCGUCUGAUAAGAAGUAAAUCCGAGCCGAGCCAAGAUUACGAAAAAAAUUAUGAAACAGAUUUCAAUGAAAGUGAAGCGCAUUGUGAUCAUUACACGGAAGACGAGUCUCAAGAAUACGACAACGAAGAAGAAGACGAUGACAAGGAAGAAACAAGCAGAGUCAAAACUUUUGGGUUAGGAUUAUGCUCCGCGUGUCAUCUGACGGUGGAUUCAAAAAUGGGCCGUAGCAAGUCAUCGCCUUGCCAUGGCGACCAUCUUGUCUGUCAGCGAUGCGUUAAACAUUGUUCAGAACCAGAUGAAAAUUGUCUUCUGUGCGACUCCAGCGCCAGCAGUAACCAAGCUUACGAAGACUCGUAUGACUUGAUGAAUCUUAACCUAGACUCACCCGAGUCUCAGGAAAUAACUUCUGACGGCUUCCAAAAAAGUCCGCAAGACUUGGAACUGUCUUACACGUCAUUGACGUCGUCGGAAAUAAGAUCAAGCUUAACCUCACGGAACGAGUGUUCUCGGCGACCAAUCCGCUGCCCGAGAUUAGACUGCGCAAUAAACAUUGCGUUUUCUUCCCUUAUAAAUCAUUUCUUGUUCGAUCACCCGGAGGUUCCGAUUCUGAGCGUGGAACCCGGUGUCAAGAGCACCCUGGUGUUUAACAAGUCAACUUUUUUUCAGGACUCUAACCUCUGUCUUGCUAUUCUUCUAAUUUCGGGCAAAUUGACUGAUCAAGUAGCUCGUUUGUUCAACGGAAGUCAACUUCACCCAAAAUAUCGAAAUCGGCUUCCAUUGCCGGUUCUAGCCGCCAGAUUGCGUUCCAGUUCCGCUGACCCACUCAAUUACGAGAUGGAAGUUAUUGUUCUGUGGAUCGCGAGCCUAGAUGUCGCUACUAUCGGAACAAUCUGCUAUUCGAUAGAAGUAGUUGAUGACUUGAACGACUGUAUCCGAUCGUUGAGAUACACUGGACCGGUAAAUUCCCUCCGGAUUGCGCAGCGUCCAAGAGAAGUUCUCAGGAACGGAGAUUGUUUGGUAGUUCAUCGGGAACUGAUUAACCAACUGACGGCUGCGGGUAACCUCAAUAUAAACGUGGUCGUCAAUUAA
Messenger RNA from Cotesia congregata, 1140 nucleotides. NCBI's taxonomy places the organism in Eukaryota, Metazoa, Arthropoda, Insecta, Hymenoptera, Braconidae. The record is from the annotation of a GenBank genome assembly.